This is a messenger RNA of Drosophila bipectinata, 1786 nucleotides long. RefSeq names its product RNA polymerase II-associated factor 1-like protein antimeros (gene atms). Gene Ontology annotation, biological process: transcription elongation by RNA polymerase II. Lineage: Eukaryota; Metazoa; Arthropoda; Insecta; Diptera; Drosophilidae. Gene Ontology annotation, molecular function: RNA polymerase II complex binding; chromatin binding. The record is from RefSeq and is a predicted model, not a curated record. Gene Ontology annotation, cellular component: Cdc73/Paf1 complex.
AACACUAAAACGCAUGCCAAGUUUGAUAGAAAAAGGCAAAACAAUUUUCGUGUAGAUGUUUUAACUGGUUCAGAAAGGAUAAAAUAUAGAAAACAAACAUGCCGCCUACUAUUAACAAUUCGACGAGCAACAGUGCCGCAGAUAAAAGACCACAGCGCCAAACAGAGCGCAAAUCGGAGAUAAUUUGCCGCGUCAAGUACGGAAACAACUUGCCGGAUAUUCCCUUUGAUCUUAAGUUCCUGCAGUAUCCGUUCGAUAGCCAUCGUUUUGUCCAGUAUAAUCCCACAUCGUUGGAGCGCAACUUCAAGUACGAUGUGCUCACAGAGCACGACCUGGGGGUGACGGUGGACCUCAUCAAUAGGGAGCUGUACCAGGCUGAUUCGAUGACACUCCUAGAUCCCGCCGAUGAAAAGCUCCUCGAAGAAGAGACCCUUACUCCAACCGACUCUGUGCGUUCACGCCAGCACUCGAGAACCGUUUCGUGGUUGCGAAAAUCCGAGUACAUCUCCACCGAACAGACGCGCUUCCAGCCUCAGAACCUGGAGAACAUCGAAGCCAAGGUGGGCUACAACGUUAAAAAGUCGCUGCGUGAGGAGACCCUUUACCUCGAUCGCGAUGCCCAGAUCAAGGCCAUCGAGAAAACGUUCAGCGACACCAAGAGCGAAAUCACCAAGCAUUACUCCAAGCCGAAUGUGGUGCCCGUCGAGGUGCUGCCCAUCUUCCCGGACUUUGUCAACUGGAAGUACCCGUGCGCCCAGGUUAUAUUCGACAGCGAUCCGGCUCCGGUAGGCAAGAACGUGCCCGCCCAGUUAGAGGAAAUGUCGCAGGCCAUGAUUCGGGGUGUGAUGGACGAAAGCGGCGAACAGUUUGUCGCCUACUUCCUGCCUACAGAGCAAACGCUCGAGAAACGCCGCGCCGACUUUGUAGCCGGAGAGCUAUACAAGGAAGAGGAGGAGUACGAGUACAAGAUAGCACGAGAGUACAACUGGAACGUCAAGACCAAGGCCUCGAAGGGCUACGAGGAGAACUACUUCUUCGUGAUGCGGCCCGACGGAAUUUACUACAACGAACUGGAGACUCGUGUGCGUCUAAACAAGCGGCGUGUCAAGGUCGGCCAGCAACCCAACAAUACCAAGCUGGUGGUCAAACAUCGUCCGUUGGACGGCAUGGAGCAUCGCAUGCAACGCUACCGCGAACGUCAAUUGGAAGUUCCUGGCGAGGAAGAGGAGGAGGAAGUAGACGAAGAGCUGGAAGAAACGAUAGAGGAACAGAUUCAAGCCCCUGGGGAGACAGAAAAGAAGGACGAGCAGGUUCCGGAGAGUGCCAAGUCGGCAGAAGGAGGCGACUCACCUGCUCAAGCUGCUCGCGAUCGGCAGUCGCGCUCCCGUACUCGCAGUCGCAGCGGUUCCAGUUCUGGGUCGGCCAGUGGUUCCCGCUCAAGGUCGCGCAGUCGCAGCGGUUCCAGCUCCGGAUCUGCCAGUGGCUCGCGUUCACGCACAAACUCUCCGGCCGGAUCCCAAAAGUCGGUCGCAGCCUCAAAUAAGUCUAGGUCGAGAUCCAAAUCCAAAUCUAAAUCGGGCUCACGUUCCCGAACCCCAUCCAGAUCGCGGUCUCGUUCCCACUCCCGUUCCAAGUCCGGAUCCCGUUCCCGAUCCGGCUCCCGUUCACCCACGAGGUCGCGCAGUGGAUCAGGAAGCGGCUCCGGAUCGAGUUCUGGUAGUGGGUCUGACGAAGAUUAAACAAUUUCAAAUGAUAGAAUUUCACAAUAAAACGCAUUGUAUUUUAA